Drosophila guanche is the source of this 3459-nucleotide messenger RNA. RefSeq names its product transcription factor SPT20 homolog. The transcript has 4 exons. The coding region runs from base 214 to 3219 and encodes 1001 amino acids. Lineage: Eukaryota; Metazoa; Arthropoda; Insecta; Diptera; Drosophilidae. The record is from RefSeq and is a predicted model, not a curated record.
AUGAUGGAAGAUGAUGAUCGUAGGUUUGGUGGGGGAAAGGGCUAUGGAGAUGUCGUGAAUGUGAAUGAAGAUGUGAAUGAAGAUGAGCCGCGACGACUUGUAUCUGGGUUCGGCUGAGGCAGAGGUUGCCUUUGUAUAAAAUGCGUGAGCAGGUCAGUUUGGUCCAUCAUUGAACGGUUGGACAUCGAGGGCUUAAGCACGACCAACGCGACGAUGAAUUUCUUUGGCGCCUUCUUUGCGCUCGCCAUUUGCGCGACCUGUGGAUUAACCCAAGCGGAUAUAUCACUCAAGCUACGGCAGCAGCAGCAGCAGCAGCAACAACAGCCGCUGAUCAUCAAGGAGCAGUACUACAAGACGGGCGGCGGCCAAAGCGCUGGUGCUGGCUUCCAGGAGAGCAACUACGCCAAUUCUGGCUAUCAAAUAUUUGAGGUGCACAAUCACUAUCAGGGCAAGAGCAACGCCUAUUUGCCGCCCUAUCAGCAGGCUGCCCGCACCCGUCCUACCCAGGCACAGGUUCAGGUUCAGCCUCAGGCUCAGUCUCAGUCUCAAGCUCAGACCCAGGAUGACAGUCUGGAUGUGUCUUUCCUCAGCUUAGGCCUGCAGUCGCAUGCCCAGGCUGCUGCAGCAGCUCCAUCUGCUGCUCCAGCUCCAGCAUCCGUUUCCGUUGCCGUGCCCUUCCCUUCAAGCUAUCAGCAUAACUUCCAGCGUACGCAGCCAUUGGCUGUCGCUCAGUCAUCCUCCUCUGUCUUUGGCGCUCAGCCCUACCUGCCUCCUACUUCCGCCACGCCCAGUGUGCAGACACAGCAGCAGCAACAGCAGCAGCAGCAGCAGCAAUACUCACAGCAAAGCUAUGAGGCUCCUGGAUAUCUGCCACCUGCCACUGCCACGGAAGUUACACAAACAAACUAUCGGGCACCCGACUAUCUGCCUCCCACAGUGUCCUAUCCCCAACAGCAACAACAGCAACAGCAACAGAAUGUCUACAGUGCUCCUGCCUAUCUGCCACCUACUACCAGCAGCAGUGCCACUGCCACUGCCACUGCCACCACAUCAAUCCAGGCACACAGCACAGCCACCAGCCUGGCCGACUACAAUGCUCCUUCCUAUCUGCCACCUCAACAGCAGCAGCAAGUGGAGCAACAAGUCCAGCAGCAAGUGCAACAGCAAGUCCAGCAACAGCAACAGCAGACACCUGCAGCAGCACAAGACUAUCAUGCACCUGGAUAUCUGCCACCUGGCUACGACUUUGAGAAUCCCGAUAGAAUCCCACUAUCGCUGAUACAGUCCCAGUCCCAGUCCCAGUCUGUUGCUCCUGUCCAGAAUGUUGCUCCUGUCCAGCAUGUUGCUCCUGUCCAGCAUGUUGCUCCUGUCCAGCAUGUUGCUCCUGUCCAGCAUGUUGCUCCUGUUCAGCAAGUUGUCGGCGAUUACCGUGCUCCUGGCUACCUACCACCCGGCUACGAUGAGCCCCAGCAGCAGCAGCAGCCACAGGCGAACAUCAUCUACCAGCAGCCGCAGCAGCAACAACAGCAGCAGCAAUUGAUUGUUGCACCCACUCAGGCCACUGUCAGCCAGAGUCAAACUGUGGCACUGCCCGAUGGCUAUGACUUUGAGAAGCCCGAGAACGCGGAGGCAGCCAUUGCCGAGCUGCACAGCCUGCAGACACAGACGAAAUUGCUCAAGCAGCAGCAGCAGUUGCAACUGCAAUUGCAGCAGCAACAGCAACAGCAGCAAGUGCAGCAGCAGCAGCAGCAACAGCAGCAAGUGCAGCAGCAGCAACAGCAGAUUGUGGUGCAAUCUCAAUUGCAGGUUUCUAACCAGCAGCAGGGAUCCGAUAUUGUCUAUGGCCGUCCAAAGUUCCAACAACAGCAGCAGCAGCAACAACAACAGUUGGUGGCAACAGGCGCACACCAGACACUGCACCAGUACACAGCUCCUCGGUAUCUGCCACCAACAGGUGCAGCAGUUUCUGUGCAGACAGCAGCUCCAGUUUCCAUCUCCAUUCCACAGCCAGCUCCCGCUCCAGCACCAGCCACAGCCACUUAUCGCACGCAGCAGCAGCAACAGCAACAGCAACAGCAACAGCAGCAGCAGCAGCAGCAACAGCAACAGCCCCAGCAACAACAGUACACAACUCCUGGCUACUUGCCACCAGUGGCUAUUGCUCCCGCUGCAGCUCCUGUUGCGUCCCCACUGCCAGCUCCUGCUCCGGUUCCAGCACCAGCUGUGGCUGCAGCCCCAGUUGCCAUUGUCCAAGCAACAUCCACGGCCACCACUUACCGAGCACAGCAGCAACAGCAACAGCAGCAGCAGCAGCAGUACAACGCUGCUGGUUACCUGCCACCAGUGGCUGUCCGUGCUCCAGCUCCCACCCAGGUGACGCACAUCCAUUCGCUGAGGAGCUACAUGAAUACGGUGCAGCCUUUUGCCCGCUAUGCCCAACCAGUGGCAUUCCGCCAGCAGCAGCAGCAGCAGCAACAGCAUCAGCAGCAUCAGCAGCAACAUUACCAGCAGCAGGUCAUCGAGGUGGCUCCCAUGUACCGUGAGCAGUCAAAGCGUCCCCGCUUCUAUGCCCCAGCCAUGUCAUAUGUGCGCAAUGCCGUGCCACGUCAGCAGCAUCAUUUGCAUCAUCAUUAUCAUCGCGUGGUGCAGGCACAGCCACAGCCACAGGCCAGGCACCAAGUGAUUACCCAGAAACUGCUGCCAGUUGGCCCGGCACCCACUCUGAGCCUGAGGGCGCAGCAAUCGCUGCAGAAGUUCAUGCCAAAGGAUGUGCAGGUGGCUGUGAAUGUGGCCAUGGCUGCGGCACCAGCACCGGCACCACAUCGCGGUAGCUCCCGCGUGCGCACUGUGCAGAUUGUCAAGCCCCAUGCGGUGCGUACCUUCAAGGUGCUGGAGACAAUCGAUCAGGCCGGCGUCAAAACGAUCAAGAUUCUGGGCGCGACCAAUGAGCAGCCCCAUGGGCACCAUCAUGUCGUCAAGGUGGUCACCCAGGACGCGCACAGCGGCGUCGAGAGUCACGUACAGACGGUGAAUAUCUACGACGAUGUGCAGGCCUAUGUCCCACAGCCACUGAGAGCCCAGAUUGUGCGCAACAAUGGAGCCAAUGGAUACCUGCCACCGCGUCCCAGGACACGCAUUGUGCGUCAGACACCCGCCACAUCCACAUCCUCCACCUCUGGCAAGACACUGCGCCUGUUCCCGGUGCCCAAAGGUCUGUAAGAGCUGUUGGGAACGGCUUGGACCCAAGCGGAUACGCUCUAGCACUGAUUAGUUGUUAAUUUUCAUCAUCCACCAACCGCUUUUAUUUGUUGAUGUUGUCGUUUAUUGUUAAUGCCUCAUUUCGCAUGCAUUUUCUGUUGAAAUUCCAGUCCCCCGAAUCCAAUCCGAAUCCCCAUCGCAAUCGCAGUCCAAAUCGAAGUCAUUUGCAUGCAACAAAAACAGCUGCCAACGAAUCGAAUU